Messenger RNA from Kwoniella shivajii, 2004 nucleotides. RefSeq lists its product as uncharacterized. The transcript has 8 exons. The record is from RefSeq and is a predicted model, not a curated record. The coding region runs from base 1 to 2004 and encodes 667 amino acids. NCBI's taxonomy places the organism in Eukaryota, Fungi, Basidiomycota, Tremellomycetes, Tremellales, Cryptococcaceae. Gene Ontology annotation, biological process: intracellular signal transduction.
AUGUCGGGGCCCAAUUCCCAUCUUAUGAAAACGACCAAGAGAGGUCGACCGUUCGUCAAAGACACCCAUGACCUCUUUUGUACACUUGUCGUCUCACUAGAAUUCGAAACACGCCGGAAUUUCUUCAAAUCAUAUCCCAACAGUUUUACUACCGACGAUGCAUGUGCAAAUCUUUCUUCACUGAAGUUCUCUCAAUCGCAACGUGCUGCUGAUCCAAAGGAUCCCACACGCAUCAUAACGACAACGACAACGACAACUUUCUCAAUGUCAAGAGAAAUGGCCAAAGCGAUAUGUCAACAUUUCAUGGAUUCACACCUGAUCGAAAACGCUACUGAUCUCGAUUCAAUCACAUUCAAAGAAAGAGGGAUAUAUAUGCUAACAGCAAAAGGAUUACAUAUAUUAGAAAGAUUCGUAACUAAAAAUGGGAUUUCAGCUGAUCAUUUGAUCAAGAUAUUCUCAACACAACCUAUUUGUAUGAAAUUAUUACAUUUAGAAAGAAGAUCAGUUGACGAUGAAAUCAUAAUAACUAGAGGUGUGAUAGAAGUUUUGUUUAGAAGGUUUGCAGGUAGAGAACCAAAUUUGACUAAAAUGAAUGAUGAUGAGAUUUCAUCACAUCAUCGUUCAAGAUUUUACAUGAAAUCACCACCUCUACCACCAGGUGAAAGAUUCGAACGAUCAGACGGUAUGAUAGUAAGGAAAGUGCCCUCGACUCUGGAAAAAAAAGUUGGAUCAUCGUCAACUUCUUCAGAUGAAUAUCAAUUCUCAGCUCAAAUGGCCGUCGACUGGAUCCUGGAUUACACAUCCGCGACAGGAUCAGAUGAAGCAGCGGAGGUAUUAGGUCAAUUCGUCAGAUAUGGUUUCAUCUCUUUGGUCAGUGAUAAAGGGAAAUCAAAGGAAACAAAUAUGAUAGUGACCGUAAGACAUGGUGGUGCGGGUGGUGGUGCAGGUGCUAUCCUGCAAGAAGCAGAAUUCCGGGCUACUGAAAAAGCGAUUUACAGAUUCACAAAAGAGGGAAUACAAGUAGCGAAAUGGUUUGAUCCAUCUAAAUCUUCGACAAAUCCAAACGCAUCAGCAUCUAAACCUAAUCUACAUUCUCAAGAUUCUUCCUCUUCACUAAACAAAGGAAGGUUAUCCACAGAGUCACCUAUAGCCGGAUUACAAAGGCGCAAUUCAAUGUCUGAUCGACUAAGAGCAGACUUUGAUAUAUCAGGUAUACCAGGUGGUGAUAAUCAUAUAAAAGAUUCACAUACCGCUCGAUUAAAACAGAUCCUAGAGGAACCAGCCCUAAGGAGUUUAUUUAGGGAAUUCCUAAGAGCCAAUUUCUGUGAAGAGAAUUUAAGCUUUUGGCUGGAUGUUCAAGAUUUCAAAAGAAGAUUCCAAACUACUUCUUCUGCUAUAGCUACUCCUGGUUCAGGUAAAGGAAGUAAAACUACAGGUCAUGCAGCUAUGGAAAAGCAUCAACAAGAUUUGAUAGCGAUGGCCUUUGUCAUAUAUAACACUUAUCUUGCACCUGCAUCACCAUGUGAACUGAAUAUCGACCACACGUUACGAGCAGAAUUAAUUGGAUACAUGAAUCAAAUUACAGCAGAUAAAGAUGCAGGUAUCAAAGGUCGUAUAGAACCUGGGAUAGGAAACACCUUACAUGCCAGUCAAUUGCAAACUAUGGUCAAAUUAUACGAAAGAAUCCAGGUUUAUAUCUUCAGAUUAAUGGCCACUGAUUCUGUGCCCAAGUUUUGCAAAACUGAACGUUUCUUGAACCUAAUGGCCACUUUUUUUGAGUGGACCGAAAAGGGUGAAUCUCAAAAUAUGCAUCUUAACAACAAUAAUACGACAGGUCUAGAAGGUAAAGUCAAUGGUCUAACGAUAGACUCAAGGAAAGCUAUGAAUAUGGCUUUGACUAUUGAAGAUCAUCAACCGUCACCUACCAGGGCUUAUUUGACCAUUUCUCAGGCAGCGAAUGAAAAACAAGCGGCAUCACAGAAAUCCCACAUGGGUCAUUCAUAG